Messenger RNA from Mytilus californianus (California mussel), 1025 nucleotides. RefSeq lists its product as uncharacterized. Gene Ontology annotation, cellular component: plasma membrane. The transcript is spliced from 5 exons. The record is from RefSeq and is a predicted model, not a curated record. Bases 47 to 1006 code for a protein of 319 amino acids. Lineage: Eukaryota; Metazoa; Mollusca; Bivalvia; Mytilida; Mytilidae.
GUUUAAUUUUAAUAGGUUGAGAGAGGGAGAUAAUGUGUAGUCGCAUAUGAUGUUUAUCGGUAGUUUGUUUUUUCUUCAUUGUAUCGCUAUUCAAGUAAGAUUUGGAGCAGGCCUUUCACUAUUUGGCUGUUACUGGAAUGAUGAUGGCGCCACUUUAUCGGAUAAACAAUCAACUACAUCUUCUACGGUUGACUGCAUACACCUUUGCUUAACAGUAAAUCCCAGUUACAUAUAUGCAGGAACACAAAAGGAUCCAAAGAGCUGUUAUUGUGGCGAAACACUUAAUGGUCAAGCAAGUAGCAGGAGUUUUUCAGAUAUUGAAAGUCAAUGUUCUGCACCGUGUCCAGUAGUAGUUACGGAUACCUGUGGUGGAUACUAUAGAUUAGCUGUUUACGACAUAUCUGGCUUAAAAGUCCCGGUAACUUUAGGCGGAAACGACAUCACCAUAGAAUCUACAACAGACUUCACGACCACCCAUAGACAAGUGACAUUUUCAACAUCAGAAGUCCUUUCUGAUAAAACAAAUAGUUCAACCAGAAGUACUUAUAGUAAACCUACUUAUUCAUUGGAACGUAGUACUUUUCCGAACCUAGACCAAGCAACGGAUUCAAAAACAAGUUUUAGUAUAAAAGGAUUGACCGUUUACAAUUCAACACAUACAAAAGUCUUUCAAACGACACAAAACAUCAAGCAAGAGACAACACCACCUCUUUCAGUGAACAAUAAUUGUACACAAAGAAAAUGUAUAUGUGGUAAAUGGAGUCAUUUGAACGGUCUUAAUUUAUCGAGAGACGAACUUAGUUUGAUCCUGAAAAGCGACUUGGACACUAUUCAUCAAAAUUUAAUAAUUGACGUUAAAACAACUUCUGCGUUUCGAAAUAAAAAGAUCUCAGCACCGGAUUACAGAAAGUCUUCCGCAUUGAUGGGCUACUUAGGUGUUGCUUUAAUAUGUGUACCUAUAACAUUUGUUUUAUUUAUUGAUUCCCUAAGGUUUUGUAAAAAGUAACAAUUACGAAUGAUAUUUA